AUUUGAAAAAUAACGACAAAUGCGUCUGUCUCAUUUCACAACUCACAAGCAGAGUGAGAAAGCCUUUGACUGAUAAAUACGAGUUAAUCAAUAUCCGUCAUCAAUUAACAAAACAAGGGAAAUGAAUUCCGAGAGACAAGAUGAAGAUGUUGUUCGUAUUGUGAAUUGUAUAAACAGCUGUUGGCCUGAAUAUUCUUUUACGGCCUUGGACGUACGUAGACCUUGUGGUGAAAAAUUCCGAGAUGUGUUGAGCAAAUUCCUUAAAGGAUUCCUUAGUUGCAAUUACCAGCUACCCUCGAUGAAUUUGAGUGAAUUUUCAAGAAACCCAGAGAUGUUCAUACAUUUGGAAGGCCCAUUGGCUCUUUACCGAGAAAUCAAUUGCAUUCUCAAGAGAUUAGGAUACAGCAACUUUAAAUACAUAGACAUACUCAAACCAACAUCAAACAUGAUGAGGGAAGUAUUGUUGGGCUUAGUAAACUUCCUCGCAUACUUUGAGGCUGAAGAAAAUAACAAAGAAGACAUAGAAGCUGAAAUCCAAUGCCUCAAAAAUAAAACAUUGCAGAAUGAAAAACUUUUGGUUGACAAGGAGCGUCAUUUGGACAAAUGCAAACAGGGUGAAGAAGAAAAGAAGAUUAUGGUUGCUGAAUUUCGAAAGCUCGUCGUUAAUCGGAAGGAAAAAUAUUUAAAAAUUGAGGCCAUUGUUAAAAAGGAGGAAGUGGAAAUGGAUGAAAUCACAAAGAGAAUUCGAAGUACCCAUGCAAAACUGGAGCAAGAAACCAACACUCUAAAACAGAUUGAAAUCGAGAAAGAGCGGGCCGAAGAAGAAGUUGUUCUUGAUCCAGAAGGCUUGGAAGCCGAAUUUGAAAAAAGCAAGGCUGACAAAGAAAACAUCGAGUCGGAUUUUACAUGUCUUAAAAGCCGAUUACCGGUUCUUGAACAGCAGAUACAGGAUCGCACCAUGCAACUUCAUGAGCAUCAAGAAACACACCAACGUAUAGUUCAAGUCAAAGCCAGGGAAUCCAAAAUAAAACAAGAGUGGCAGAAAGCCGAUGCUGAUAAUCGACGGGUGGAAGAAGAGAAUCAAAUCCUGGAAACUCAAUUCAAGAAAGAUAAAAGUAUAAUUGAAAGCAAGAAAAGGAUGUUGGAUGAAAUGGAACAGAAGAUGGAACAGCUUAGUGGCCUGCUUGAAAAAACGCGAUUGGAAAUGAAAAAAUGCACGAGCGAAGACGAGAGCCGCAAAACGCAGCAGCAAGCGAGAGUGUUAGCUAUGGAGAAUGCGGUUUCGCAGCUGAAACAAGACUUGAAGUUAGGCCAGAAAGUCCUUGAAGAAGGAGCUGUUACAUUUGAAGACAUUCAUCGCAAGCAUCAGCAAAACGUCGAAGAAAUUAAUUUCAAGUACGUUCAGCGAUUCGAAGAAAUUGAAAAAUUCGUUAUAGGAAUGUGCCCACAGUUCUAGUGUAACUUAACUUAAGAGCAAACACUGUAAUCAUCUCAACUUGUACCUCGUUCAACGUUUGGUUCUUUAUUGAAAUCACAAUUACAUUUAUCAACCGAG
Molecule: messenger RNA, 1555 nt
Organism: Daphnia pulicaria
Lineage: Eukaryota; Metazoa; Arthropoda; Branchiopoda; Diplostraca; Daphniidae
Product: centrosomal protein of 128 kDa-like
Exons: 8
Coding region: 122-1456 (444 amino acids)
Cellular component (GO): kinetochore; Ndc80 complex
Source: RefSeq, a predicted model, not a curated record